Molecule: messenger RNA, 976 nt
Organism: Cladophialophora immunda
Lineage: Eukaryota; Fungi; Ascomycota; Eurotiomycetes; Chaetothyriales; Herpotrichiellaceae
Product: 40S ribosomal protein S28
Exons: 3
Coding region: 142-351 (69 amino acids)
Biological process (GO): ribosomal small subunit assembly; translation; maturation of SSU-rRNA
Cellular component (GO): ribosome; cytosolic small ribosomal subunit
Molecular function (GO): structural constituent of ribosome
Source: RefSeq, a predicted model, not a curated record
CCCACAUUGCACCAACUGCGCUCGACAUCUUUUUCGCGGCGCUCAAUUUCCAACCAGCAGGACAUCAAUUGUGAGCCACCGCGAAUCUACAACCCCAAACUCAUUCUCUCCGUCCCAGUCGAUACUAUCGCCUAGUUCAAGAUGGAUGCGGCAGGCAAAGUCCCAGUCAAACUCGUCAAAGUCACCCGAGUCCUCGGCCGAACAGGCUCGCGAGGUGGUGUCACACAAGUGAGAGUCGAAUUCAUGGACGACACGAGCCGAAGCAUCAUCCGAAACGUCAAGGGACCAGUGAAAGUCGAUGAUAUUCUGUGCCUGCUCGAGUCCGAAAGAGAAGCAAGAAGAUUGAGAUGAUGGCUUGUCGCGGAGUGGGGCUGUGAGGUCUUGAAGGUUCUGGAGAUGAAGACGAGAAAUCUGAUGGGCGUGGGAACAAUGGCGAUGCUUCGAAGGAUGUUACUCCCUCCGGGGAACGGUCAUUCCAGUUUGAUUGGCACUGGGAGGCGAAGGCUCUCGGCCAAGCGUUGUCUGGGCUGGAAGGAUCUUCAGCAGCAAAGCGUUCGGCUGGACCACUGAUUAAAAGUCAUCAAAAACCAUUCAACAUCACCUUGAGCUUGGGCCACUGCGCUGGGCUUCUCCGUUGGACUCGCGUUGGAAUUCGCUUGAUGGCAGGACCUGGGGCUCGCGGCGUAUUCAAACCUCGAUUCUCCCAGAAUACCUGACUUCAGACAUUGUUUCCAGUAACCCAUUGUAUCCCCACGAGCCCUUGACGUAGCAAGCCCAGAAGCUACCACAGAUUUUUUGUGGUUCGUUACACUCCCAACGGAGACAUCAACUCAGCCUUGCAGGACUCGUGCGGCUCAUUAUUAGCGAACUACAUUCGGCCUUGGCAACCUCGCCGCCUUAGUAAGAAGGUCAAGGCUUCACCUGGCGACGUGGCGAGGCCUCAGAUCCUGACAGAAUCACAAAGCAUCAUCUUUUG